Molecule: messenger RNA, 1596 nt
Organism: Rangifer tarandus platyrhynchus (Svalbard reindeer)
Lineage: Eukaryota; Metazoa; Chordata; Mammalia; Artiodactyla; Cervidae
Source: the annotation of a GenBank genome assembly
AUGCCGAGUGCCUGGGCUGCGACUUUGCUCCUGCUAAUGCUCCAGGGAGCCUGGGGCUGCUCCAACCUCAUCUGCUACACUGAUUAUAUGGAGACUAUCACCUGCAUCCUGGAGACAUGGGCCGGGCACCCUGACUCGCUCACCCUCACCUGGCAUGACACAUAUGAAGAACUGGAGGAUGAGGUCACCUCCUGCAGCCUCCUCCGGUCCACCCAAAAUGCCACCCAUGCGGAGUACACGUGCCACAUGAAUGUGUUCCGCCUCAUGGCUGACGACUUCUUCAACGUGAGCAUGACAGACCCAUCUGGCAACUACUCCCAGGAGUGUGGUAGCUUUUUGCUGGCUUCGAAUAUCAAGCCAUCUCCCCCUUUCAACGUGACCGUGAACUUCUCCGGAUAUUAUAACGUCUCUUGGAGUUCCAGUUCCAGUUCCAUUCCCAGGGACUGUGUCUACGCGCUGAAGGAUAAACUUCAGUAUGAGCUGCGGUACAGGAAGGUUGGAGAACCCUGGGCUCUGAGUCCAGGGAGAAAGCUGGUCUCAGAGGAUUCCAGAAGCAUCCUUCUCCUCCCCUUGGAGUUCCACAACGGCACAAGCUACGAGCUGCAGGUGCGGGCAGGGCCCCACCCUGGCUCCUCCUUCCAGGGGACCUGGAGCGAGUGGAGCGACCCAGUCGUCUUUCACACCCAGCCGGAAGAGAGAAAGGGAGACCUGUACCUUCAGCUGGUUCCCAUCCUGCUCAUCCCGGUCUGCUUCAUCUUGGUCUUCUUUGGCCUGAAGGUCCCUUGGAGGCCGUGGGAAAAGGUGUGGCUGCAGGUGUCCAGCCCGAAGCCCUUCUUCCAGCCUCUGUACGUGAGCCACAGCGGAGACUUCAAGAAAUGGGUGGGCACACCCUUCACUGCCUCCAGCCUGGAGCUGAGACCCUGGAGCCCAGGGGUGCACUUGGCCCUGGAGAUGUGCAGCCCGUGCCCACUGCAGGGUGCAGCCAAGGGGCUGGUGCCCACGGAGCUGCCAGAGCCCGCAGACCUGGUGGAAGCCGACGGGGUGCCUGAGCCGGUCUCCUGGGGCCCAGUGCCCUCCACCGCCGGCAGCUUGGGCAGCUCGGUUUACAGCCAGGAGAAGGACCGGCUGUACGGCCUGGUGUCCAUCGACACGGUGACCGUGGUGGACGCGGAGGGGCUGUGUGCCUGGCCCUGCACCUGUGGGGACGAUGGCUACCCUGCCCUGAACCUGGACACCGGCUUGGAGCUGGGGCCGGGCACCGAGGACCCGCUCCUGAGCACGGGGGCCACGAUCCUGUCUUGUGGCUGCGUCUCAGCCAGUGGCCCCGUGAGGCCGGGCAGCCUCCUUGACCGGCUAAGGCUGCCCCGUGAGGAUGAGGCGGAUUGGACACCCGGGCCAUCGGACAGCGAGGCGGGCUCGCCCCCAGUCGGCCUGGACAUGAACACAUUUGACAGCGGCUUCGCGGACUCUGACUGCGGCAGCCCGGUGGGGAGUGACUUCAGCAGCCCCAGGGACGAGGAACCCCCCAGGAGCUACCUCCGACAGUGGGUGGUCACGGCCCCUCCACCUACGCCGCCAGGGUCCCAGGCCAGCUAG